AUGAACCGGGUAUCGGUACCUGGUAGCCCACGAUCGCAUUAUUCACCUCGAUUAUUGAAUGGUCAUGCUGAACCGAUGCAAGAAAGGCAUCAGAGGUUUUCUGACCCUGAUCCUUUGGAUACGGUAUCGCGUACGGCUCGAGUACCACCCCCAAAGAUCUACCCUACAGGUGUUGUACGAAGGACGGAAAGCUUCAACUCAGCUCCUGGGGUCCUUGCGGUACGUUUCAAGUCUUUCUAUUACAAUGUUUUCAUCGUAUGCAUUUUCUUCUUGUUCGGUUAUUUCUAUCAUCCUUUUCUGCAUCACUUUUGA
Molecule: messenger RNA, 312 nt
Organism: Cylicostephanus goldi
Lineage: Eukaryota; Metazoa; Nematoda; Chromadorea; Rhabditida; Strongylidae
Source: the annotation of a GenBank genome assembly